Maudiozyma saulgeensis is the source of this 1005-nucleotide messenger RNA. Lineage: Eukaryota; Fungi; Ascomycota; Saccharomycetes; Saccharomycetales; Saccharomycetaceae. The record is from the annotation of a GenBank genome assembly.
AUGAUUAGAACAGUGAAACCAAAGAAUGCAAGAGCUAAGAGAGCUCUAGAGAAGAAAGAAGCCAAGAUUGUGGAGAAUGUUAAACAAGCACUUUUCAUUCCAGGCCAAACCUCUAACAAAGUUUUACAUGAUGUUAUGGUGGAUUUGAGUUCGUUGAAGAAACCAAACAUGAAGAGAUUCAAUAAGAAAAACAAUAUUAGACCUUUUGAAGAUGCAUCUAAUUUGGAAUUUUUAAGUGAAAAGAACGACUGCUCUUUAAUGGUUUUAAGUUCAAGCUCUAAGAAACGUAAGAAUAACUUAACUUUUAUUCGUACUUUUGGUUAUAAGAUCUAUGAUAUGAUUGAAUUACAAAUUGCAGAAAAUUUUAAAUUAUUAUCAGAUUUCCGUAAGGAAACUUUUACCGUUGGAUUAAAGCCAAUGAUGAUAUUUCAAGGUAGUGCCUUUGAUACUGAUCCAGUAUUCAUGCAUGUAAAAUCUUUAUUUAUGGAUUUCUUUAGAGGUGAAGUUACUACUUUACAAGAUGUCUCUGGUUUACAACAUAUUAUUUCAGUUACCAUUGCUGGUGAUUACCAAGACGGUGAACCAUUACCAAAUGUAUUAUUCAGAGUCUACAAGUUAAAGACUUACAGAAGUGAACAAGGUGGCCGUAAAUUGCCAAGAGUCGAAUUAAAUGAAACUGGUCCACGUUUAGAUUUUAAAAUAGGUAGAAUUCAAACUCCAACGCCUGAUAUGGUUAAAGAAGCUAUGAAGAGACCAAAACAAUUGGAUAUCAAGAUGAAGAAGAAUGUUGAACUAGAUUCCAUGGGUGAUAAAUUCGGUAGAAUCCACAUGGGUAAACAAGAAUUACAAAACUUACAAACAAGAAAGAUGAAGGGUUUGAAGUCUAAAUUCGAUCAAACUGGUGCAGACGAAAGUGACAACGAAAUUGCCAAUGAUGAUGAUGAUGACGAAAGUUUCGUUACCGCAGACGAUAUCGAACCAGCUACUAAGAAACAAAAGCACUAA